GAGACCCUAACGACUAUUGCCACCAAGUCCGCAGUCUUCCUACUGCAGAGUGACUCUUGCACUUCUUUUGCCUUCUCCAAUUUUGUUAGCACUUCUGCAGCUUUUGCGCCAGCUCUAGAAGCAGGAUCUUCUUGAGGCCUUGAGCGGGGCUGUGUAUCAUCUAUUUAGUUAUUGAUCUUCCGCAAAAUCGCAUUCAGUUGACAGUGAACGUCGUGCCCCUUAUAUAUCACCCACGAUUUGGGUGAGGGUUUGCGUUUUGUUGUCUAACUCGUCUCUCCUUUCAAUCUUGAAUUGAUGAGCAAUUGGGUCGUACGAUGGACUUGCCGCGAAUCUCGCCACCCUCGAUAAAUGUACAUGAUUUCACUAGUGGUUCUUAUCACAGCGCUACUGAACGAUCCUCAUAUGCUAUGCCUGGACAAUCAUACUCUUUGCCAGGGCCUAUGCCAAUUCCCGCCAGCUCAAUGAACACAUUUGCUCCGCCGCCACUUCCACCGCCGCCGCGCAUCAGAGACCUAGAAGACGGUUACGAUGCUGGCUGGGUGCAUGCGAAUUCUAAGGGUCCCAGUGCAAAGCUCGCCCCCAUCAAUCCGAAUUCGAGUCUAUUUGGGGGGCAUCGCCGUUUAGAAUCCGGGCCUCAAUCCGAUCGGAUGGCGCUAGACGAUUUGGAUGGCAGACACAGCGGCUUGCCUCUAUCAAGAAGUCCGGAGGCUCACAUACGGAUUGAGCCUCCACCACCAGCGGAUGACGGGUUCCGAAAUUCAAUUCCUAUAAACACCAGCCCUAUUUUGAAAGGCGAGCAGGACUUCUCUCGACGGAGCGUGAAGGACUCGUCUGAUGCAUAUGACCAGCAUCUUCUGUCUAAAAUAGGGAAGCCGCUCUCUCCCCGACAGUCUCUGAGUAUGGGUUCUGAGAAUAGAGGCCCUCUAUCAACACUUCCCUUACCUUCGAGAAAUUAUGGAAGCUUGCCCUCACCUGGUGGCUCUGAUGGCUCUACGCUCGACGUGAGGUGGUCCAUUGGUUCUCAGUCAGGUGGGAUAUCACCUGGGACUAAAGUGGGCUGGAGAGACUAUAUCGGUUGCCGGAGCCCAAGUGUUGAGAGCAGUGCGCCUUCUUCUGCGGUAGACUACGAUAAUCCCAACUAUAUCCGCCGUCGGGGAGGUGGAGCCACGCCGCAAAACGAAGACUCGCUCAGUCUCCCGAGUCGAUCGAACCGGGGAAGCUAUGAUCAAGGUAUAUUCUCAGACAUCGAAGGGGAUUUCUCGACGGAUGAAUCAUUACCACCCCGUUUAUUUAAUGUUCGUGAAGCAACACCGCCAUACCUGGACACAUCCAAGUCCGGCAUGAAAAGACGAGCAUCUUCUCCCCCAAGAGAACCAAUUAGCGAUGAUAGGCACACAAUACAUGUAACGACAAGUAAUGGUGAUCUUUCGCAGCGAAGGACAUCUGGCCAUCCGUUCACGAAUACGUUAUCUGUCAGUAGCGCUUAUGCCCAGAGCCAUGGGAGUAUCUCAGCUGCGUCAUCUUUGAGCCUUCGAACCUCUGGGUCCUACUCGUCAGCAGCUCUUUCAAGCAGCGUUACAAGCGCGUCAGUGUAUGAGCGGUCGCCCGGGGGGCUCUCUCCAAAUUCCGACCUCGAAUCAUUCCACGACAAGUUUCAUCUCAAUCCUACCUCUCCUGGCGGAGUUUCAAACCAAUCGGCAAUGAGAGGUGUUCCGGGGCCUCCUACGCUAGAACCACCCAACUCAAAUGUCGCAAGGAAGAUGUCUUUGCAGACGAGUUUGAACGUACCAAAACAAGCAGGUCCCAAGAUGGGUGGUUUGUUCAUUUGCGACUGCUGUCCCAAGAAACCCAAGAAGUUUGACAGUCCCGAGGAACUUCGCGCACAUGAGAUGGAGAAACAGUAUUCUUGCUUAUUUUGUAACAAUCGGUUCAAAAACAAAAAUGAAGCUGAGCGCCACCAAAACUCGCUUCACUUGCGGCGCCAUUCUUGGUCAUGCGCUGCCCUACCAGGAUACCAGGCUGCGUUCCAUCCUUCGUCUUCUCCUUCAAGCCAAACGAAUACAGGCCCCUCACACGACACCUGUGGUUAUUGUGGUGAAGAAUUCCCUAAUUUUCCUCAACCUGACUGGGACCGCAGGUUCGAGCAUUUGACGACAGUGCAUAAAUUUGGGGAGUGCAAUAACGCAAAGAAAUUCUAUCGCGCGGACCACUUUAGACAACACUUGAAGCACAGUCAUGCUGGAACCAGUGGAAAGUGGACUAACAUUCUGGAGAAUGCCUGUAUGAAAGAGGAAGCGCCUCCUGAACCCAGAAACGCCACUAGCAACGGCGGACCAGGCCCUGCGAUGGGAACAACUGCGACACUUACGUCAAAUAAGAUAAACGAGGUCCUCAGUGGCUGCUGACAACCAUUGCGCCGCUGCUUACUACUGGACCAGGAUUUCUGUGGAGUUACAAUGCUCUGACGCGCUGUAGACGACUGCGAAUUUAUGUUUCCAGGGCACGUCGAUGCUUUCUUCUUUGCCUUUAUCUUACUUUUCUAAGGUUAAAAUACCCACUUUUCCUCGUCAGGAUCACAUUUUACCGAAUCCUGCCCGUUUACUGCUACUCAGAGUAGGCGGGGUGCAAUU
Messenger RNA from Aspergillus pseudonomiae, 2630 nucleotides. It is a transcript of the gene znfA, whose product is annotated as putative C2H2 finger domain protein. Lineage: Eukaryota; Fungi; Ascomycota; Eurotiomycetes; Eurotiales; Aspergillaceae. The transcript is spliced from 4 exons. The record is from RefSeq and is a predicted model, not a curated record. Bases 315 to 2405 code for a protein of 696 amino acids.